This is a messenger RNA of Colletotrichum higginsianum IMI 349063, 510 nucleotides long. RefSeq lists its product as uncharacterized. The record is from RefSeq and is a predicted model, not a curated record. Lineage: Eukaryota; Fungi; Ascomycota; Sordariomycetes; Glomerellales; Glomerellaceae. Bases 1 to 510 code for a protein of 169 amino acids. The transcript is spliced from 2 exons.
AUGGGUGUGGCUUCUGCCGCACCCAACUCGCCGUAUCAAUCGGCCUGUUCGAAAUGGUCAACGGCUACGUUUUUACUGCGAGUCGACGAGGAAAGAGGGUGGAGUAAACAGCCCACUUGGCAGAUCCAUGUGCAGAACUCGCCUUACACCCCCGUAUCCAUUCUUAGCGGCGAGAAUCAUACGAGGUUUUCCCGCCUCACUUUCUUUUUUGGCAUCAAUCUCCCUCCUCCCCCCUUCCAGAAGGGCAGUGGUCUCAUGUCUCAGCCGAAAUUGAGCCCUGCGAAUCGAACGCACGCCGGACGAGGGCGAUCGAGCAGCAGAUCUGCAAACCCGCAGGCCGCAGCGUUCGCCUCCUCGAAAAAACGGCCCGACGAGAACCGGGGCACCGGACGUCAAGGACGCCUCGGAUCCCCGGUCUCCUUCUGCGCUGGCCGGAGAGUUCUAAUCACAGCACCCACCACCGGCUCCACAGCCAUUCUAUGCAAUGACAGCAUCGAAAUUGCCCCCUGA